Messenger RNA from Anguilla rostrata (American eel), 3456 nucleotides. Its product is annotated as tumor necrosis factor ligand superfamily member 11-like. Gene Ontology annotation, biological process: immune response. Gene Ontology annotation, molecular function: tumor necrosis factor receptor binding. The transcript has 4 exons. Gene Ontology annotation, cellular component: membrane. NCBI's taxonomy places the organism in Eukaryota, Metazoa, Chordata, Actinopteri, Anguilliformes, Anguillidae. The coding region runs from base 254 to 1039 and encodes 261 amino acids. The record is from RefSeq and is a predicted model, not a curated record.
GGGAAAUAUUUUCACGUAACUGUCCUUUCCUUCAUUGAACGUUUCCUUCGCACAGGAUUAUACACGGCUUUGUUUGGCUAAAACUAACAUACAGUAACAGUACGCAAUGAGAGUAAUUGAAAUGGCUGCAAUCUGAUUGGCUCAUUCGCUCAGCAAAGGAAGCUAACUAUUCUGCCCACCCACUGUUUGCAGCUAUGAAGCCUUUGCAUCACUUACUUCCUCCCACUUAGAAGAAUAUUAAAAGCGAGCGCACAUGGCAGCUAAUGACUAUCGUGUUUACCUGCGGAACUCUACCGACAUGGAGAGCGGUCAGGCGCGCUUCCACCCAGCCCAGGGUGCAGAACCAACGUGCAGACCCCUUGUUUUUGGAACGCUCGUUGUUAUGGGAUUGCUUCAAAUCGUAUCGAGUGUAGCAAUCUUGCUACACUUAACAGGUUAUCUACACGAGGUAGACUUCUCCUCAGUGCAGCAGAGACCUGCAGAGGAAGCGGAGACUGGGCCCGUGCUGGCCGAUGCGCUCAAAGACCACAGGAAAAGGGAUCGGUCCAGAUGCCCCAAAAGCCAGAAGGACCUCAUACCAGCUGCCCAUCUGCCUAUCAAAGCUCCCAUCGAUUACGUCCAGAAAGGAGAGGUGGAGGCCCGAAUGAUCCAGUGGAACGAAGCCCAAGGUCAGCUGUACAAGAUCAGGUACCACGACGGGCGCAUCCUGGUGCAGGAGGGGGGCCUGUACUUCGUGUACGCCCAGACCUGCUUCCGCCUGUACGAGCCGGAGGCGGAGGGGGUGCCCGAGGUCAACGCGCAGCUCAUCCAGUACGUGUACCACGAGAAGUACACGCAGACCACCAAGCCCAUGGUGCUGAUGAAGACGGGCAGCACCAAGCGCUGGCGUAGCCCCGACUACCACAUGUACUGCGCUCAGCAAGGCCGGCUCUUCCGCCUGAGGGAGGGCGACGGCCUCCACGUCAACGUCUCCAACUCCUGGCUGCUGGACCCCGACUCGGAGGGCAGCUACUUCGGGGUCUUCAAGACCAGCAACUGAAACGUACCCCCCCCUCCCCCCGCUACUGAACUGUGUGCACACCAGCCCUCGAUAAAGAACCACUGAGCACUUACUCGCAGGAAUACUGACUGUUUUUAUUUUUAUUGUUUUAAUAACGGUGAUAUUAAUGUUCAUCAUUUCGAAACUUAAUAAUGAACAUCCCUUAUAAUGUCAGUAAAAAAAUAAAUGUUUUUAGUUUUGAUUGUAAAGGUUUAAGUUGGAAUUGACAGAUUGUAAUUACCUGCUAAUGAAAUGGUUCAAACCCAGUGCAGUUUUAAAGAAAAUGUCUUUUGCUUAUUUAAAAUGUUAAAUAAUUGCUAAACGUGCUGGGUUUGUAAAGUUUUUAUAUGAUUUCCCUACAAGUUGCAGUGUGGCAUGACAGUGUCUUCUCACAUUUGAGAUUCUUGCCUUUGCGCAAUUCAAGAGAGCAAAACUCCAAAUAUGCGUUUUCUAUCUAUAGUGAGUAAUUUUAUCCUACAGACCUUUUUAUUCUGCUUUUUAAUUUAUUAUUUUUGUGUGCGUGUUUUUACAGUUUAGACAAACAUUUUUUCAUCAUGAAAAAGACUGCUCUCUGUGUUUGAAUGUAGACUGGCAUUCACUUGCCCUACACAUCUCAUGGUAGGUCAUUGUAGUUGUGCAGGUUUUUUUUUUCUUCUUGGUUCCAGAAAACAUUGAAGGGAUUAUGUCUAAUGCUCCAUCAAAGAUUUGGAGUGAAGUCUGUUGAAGACAUGAAGCAAAUGGCCAUGUUGUUUCCUCUGUAGUUGGUUUGAAUAAGCAUGAAUGUAUGAUGGUAAACAGGAAUAAGCAUGAAUGUAUGAUGGUAAACAGAAUCAGUGCCGUGAAAGGACACUCCCCUAGAGAAACGGUUUGAUAAGUUGCUCUUUCCCGGAGGCUUUUUGUGGCGAGACAGCGAAUCUGUUUUCACCAAGCUUCCGGGACGGCUUCCAGAACAGCUACAACUGUGCAAUCCUGAAUUAGGGUUUGAUUCUGAGAUACGAGGCCGCCGUGAUCUGGGAGAGUAGAGCAGUAGUCAUCAUUUUAAAAAAAGAGGAGGGGGGGGAGUGUGCCUCUAGGAGCCUUGGACACCCUGAAGAUGAUUUGGUUCCCUCCUUUAGACAUAAAGCAACUUGUGAAUCAACUGCACUGAAGGAACCAGGUGUAAAAAAAGAAAAAGAAAAAAAGCUUAUGCUUGUGAAAUAGCAGGGAAGGCACCCUAUAACUCUUUUUUAUUAACUCUUAAAGUUUACUUUGUCCCGAAAUCUUCAAUAAUGCAUCCAUAUAAUCUACUGUAUACCUUAUGUCAGGGGGGUUUGAGGUGUGCUUUCUCAAGGCAUGUACCACAGAUUGGAAAAGGUAGGAGAGAGAAGGGUUGUACAACCUUCAAACGUACAUGAAAGUAAGUAAAGUUCAACAGUAACCUUAAAAACUGAAGAAUGAGAACAUUCUUUAAACCGAUGUAAACCGGUCUGAACAGACAUGGUUACUUGCAGGAAAUGCAGUAUUAUGGCUCUUGGGGUUCAGGUAAAAAAAAAGGGGGGGGGGGGGGGGUCACGCCUUCAUGCAGGUUAAGUUUAUUAUGUUUCCCAGAAUACAUCUGAAUGGCGUGUUUCCAUGGAGUGCAUUUUAGGUUAUUAGGUUAUCUGACAAAUUCAACAAGGAAACUGUGGCCCCCACGGGGAAGUAGAACAGAUAUCUCUGUGGUACAGGGCCGGGAGGCCGACCUCAGACCGGGGGGUCUAUAUUCAAACUUCUGUGCCCCCCCCCCACCCCCCCCCCAUCACCACACACCUAAAGCAUUUCUUCUUUCCUGGGUUCCUCCCUCCUGAAAUGUUUUUGUUUAUAAAUAGUGCGCUUUGAGCAUGUUUAAAGGAAAAGAAACUGAAGAUAGCUGGACUGUCUGUCUGUCAUUGAGAGAACUGCCGAUCUCGACUAAGUUGUGGUGGAACCGGACUGCGUCUGGUGCACCUUUUAAUUUAAAAUAAAAAAAGUUCCUUUCCUCCUUACUUUAGCGGAGGAAAGAGAGAAAAUGCACUAAAUGAAUUUAUUUAUUUGGUAUGAAUAGCAUAAUUCAGUGGCAGUUCAUCUGUUUCAAAACAUGAAUGUGUGUUUAAUGUGUGUAGUCCUUUGUUUUGUAGUUUUGGGCAGAUAAGCUGCUCCUAGCUGUGGCUGUACUGUAGAUCUUCCACGCUUUUUCACCAACACACCGGUGCUCCUUUCUCCUCGCUGAAACGGAGCAGUUUCUCGACACAGAAACUGCUGGAUUUGUAUAUUUUCUUGUUGACAAUUUUGUGUGCAAAUGCCUAAAGCAGAAGAUUAUGUUAGUUGGGAAGGAUUUCAAGUUACAUUCUCAAAAACAAUAUGUUUUGUGUCCUUGUUAUUUAUAUCACUUUAAGUAAUAAAGUAAGUACUUUUCUAAA